AUGGGCUAUCUAACUACAGAAGCAGUCGAAAAUCUGAGCAAGCACAAAUACUGCAGUUCUGAGUACUCAACUUUUAUGAACUUUCUCAAUAGAGCAUUAUGGACUCCUUGCUCAAACUUUCUGCCAGAUUGGCUUGCACCUAACCUUAUAACAAUUUUGUCCACAGUUUCCAUUAUGUUCGCAUGUUUCUAUGCUAUUGGGCAUAAUGAUUUGCUGUUUAGUGCAACUGUGCCUCCGGAUACAAUGCUGAUUGGAGCUAUCGGGAUUUUUAUUUACAGCUUAUUAGAUAACCUUGACGGAAAACAAGCAAGAAGACUUGGGGUCAGUUCACCACUUGGCCAGUUGUUGGAUCACGGAUUAGAUGCCAGCGUUAAUGCCCUUUCGAUUGGCUUAUUGUUAGUCCAAGCUUUGAAUUUUCACGAUUCAAUAAUGAUUCCAACCCUUUUGGUUUUUAUGCAAUUGCCUUGCUUUUUUACUUUUUGGGAAGAGUAUUACUGCGGAAUAAUGAAACUCCAGGUAGGAGGCUUGGGAGCUGACGAGUUUAACUUUUUAUCAAUAGGAAUAAUGCUGGUUAGCUAUUUUUCUGGGACUGAAUUUUGGGAUAAUAAAAUAUUUUCAGCAAUUCCUUUGAAUACCCUUUAUGUGAGUGUUUUGAUCAUAUUGUAAAUUUCAUAUAGAUUCCUUAUCAUUGGAUUACCAAGCUUUACUUCUUCAGUCUACUACAAAACCAAUACAUUAAAAUCAUUUUUAUUACUGAUUCCUCCAAUGCAGGUUUAUUUGGGAAUUUACAUUUUUUACUUCAGUGAAGCUUAUAAGCAUUAUGCACUUUUAUUUUUAAUUGCUGGAUGCGCUUUGGGAGGACUAUUAAACUGCAGAUUGAUUAUUUCGGUCACUUGCAACGUGGAAUUUAAGAUUUUCAGGCUUGAUACUACACUUUUCUUUUUGUUUGCGAUUGCAAGCUAUUAUUAUGAAAUUGUAAACUUCUGGAUUAUAAAUAAAAUGGCAUUCGGUUCGAGAGAAAUUAGCUCUGCUAAUUUUCUCUCCUCAUGGAAUUUUAUUUAUGGGGUUAGGUUUUCUCUCGAGAACUUCUGCACAGCAAUAGCAGUUUAACUUUGGGGAUAACCAGAGGAACUGCUCCUCAGUGCAUCAAGAGGCUCAGGGUUUACCUCUCAGCACAUCUCCACGGGAAAAUGAUCCUAAGGCGGAACAUGCGCAGGAGUUGAGUCAGGGCAGGGCAACGGCAACGGCAAUGCACCAGGUGAGAUGUGCGGCGACUGGCGGAGAAGCUUUGAUAGAAGGCUUUGGCUGGUGGGCUUACUACCGCGAUUCCAAGAUGGCUCGGUGACGUCACUAGUCUGCUAUAGCCCUAUAUAUUAGGGUGCGGCACGAGACACCUUAAAUACCAGAUACUAAGUUAAGUUAAGGUAAGUAAACUUUUGGAUUGCGGCUGGGCUUUGUGGGGCGAUGACGUUGUAUUUAUUCUUUUACUUGUACUCGAUUUCUUGCGAAAUUGCAGAGUGCUUGGGAAUUAAUGUGCUGACAGUCAGAAAAGCGAAUUAA
Blepharisma stoltei is the source of this 1560-nucleotide messenger RNA. The record is from the annotation of a GenBank genome assembly. Lineage: Eukaryota; Ciliophora; Heterotrichea; Heterotrichida; Blepharismidae.